AUGGCUGCGGCGGCGAACAACGGCGCUGCAAUGCGCGAGGCCUAUCCUCCUCCCCCCUCCCUCUUCAACCUGUAUCGGCCGGACGACGGCGUUUCUCCCCUCCCGCCCCCGCCACCACCCAUCCCCACGCUGGCUGACGUGGCUGCCUUGCGCGAGCGAAAAAUUGAGCUCAAAGUUCUUGGAAAUCCUCUUAAACUGCAUGAAGACCUGGUUCCCAACCUCACCACUCAAGCACUGUUUCGACAACAGCCCGAUGGCACAGUAGACUUCAAGGGUGAUCUCAAGCGGCUCUCCGGGGAGCUCCUCUUCAUGUUCCUGGAGUUGCUGAAGGCGGUGGUGGAGAAGCCCAGCGGUUACGCCGCCCAGCUGACCCCCGUCAACGUGCUGCUGUCCAAUCUGGUGCAGCUAACCAACCUGAUGAGGCCCUACCAGGCCCGAGCCACCCUGGAAGCGACUCUAGCGUUACAAGUGGGCACCAUGCGUGAUAGCAUCCGGCGUGUACGGCAGCAGGUUACGGCAGCGGAUGAGGUGCUCAAGGGCAUGGCGCGGGCGCUGGUAUUAUGCGGCAAUUGCCACCGGCGCAUUAUUCCUGAGGCGUUCAAGGAGGGGGGCCUGUGUGCCUGCAUAACUGCUGUUGGGCUCUGUGCAUCUGGCUGCUGGUUAUGCGCCUGCUUGCCGUUCUGCGUUAAUGUCACGAAGGACACCGUGUACCGAUGCCCAGCAUGCAACGCCGAAAUCCAUCGUAGGAGGGCGCCCUUCGAGUAG
This is a messenger RNA of Volvox carteri f. nagariensis, 765 nucleotides long. RefSeq lists its product as uncharacterized. Gene Ontology annotation, cellular component: mediator complex; core mediator complex. The transcript has 7 exons. The coding region runs from base 1 to 765 and encodes 254 amino acids. NCBI's taxonomy places the organism in Eukaryota, Viridiplantae, Chlorophyta, Chlorophyceae, Chlamydomonadales, Volvocaceae. Gene Ontology annotation, molecular function: transcription coregulator activity. The record is from RefSeq and is a predicted model, not a curated record. Gene Ontology annotation, biological process: regulation of transcription by RNA polymerase II.